Messenger RNA from Arachis duranensis, 2737 nucleotides. Its product is annotated as RINT1-like protein MAG2. Gene Ontology annotation, cellular component: Dsl1/NZR complex. Lineage: Eukaryota; Viridiplantae; Streptophyta; Magnoliopsida; Fabales; Fabaceae. The record is from RefSeq and is a predicted model, not a curated record. Gene Ontology annotation, biological process: endoplasmic reticulum to Golgi vesicle-mediated transport; retrograde vesicle-mediated transport, Golgi to endoplasmic reticulum; regulation of ER to Golgi vesicle-mediated transport. The transcript is spliced from 5 exons. Bases 298 to 2643 code for a protein of 781 amino acids.
AUGUGAAUCGGAAACAAACUGCCGAUUUGGAUGAGAACCGGAUGGUCGAAUCUGAACCGGGACCGACCGGUUUAAACUAAACGAAGAGUUCAAAAAAAGUAAAGAAAAAGAAAGAAAGCCCUCGCUCAGCUUCGUGUCGUGGUAGCCGUCGUCUUCGUCUCAUCGCCGCCGUCUUCGUCUGCCCUUUGCUUGCCGUCUUUCUCGUUUUCCCUCUGCUCGCCGAAGAAAUAGAUGAAUUGAACGCGAAGAACAACUGCACGCGAAGAAACUUCUAGAACCUUCGAGAUUUCAUUGUUCAUGGACUCGCUGCCUGCACCGUCUCACCUCUCUCCCUCCGCACUCUCCUUCCUCGAUGGCAAGUUCCACACCAAAGAUGCCCUCUCCGAAGCUUCGACUCUCGUCGCCGAGCUACAGACUCAGUGCUCCGAGUUGGAUCAGUCUCUGAACGAGUCCACUCGCCGACUCGGAGCGGGUCUCUCAGCUUACACUUCGCUCUCGGGCGACGUCAACGACCGCCUCAGUGCCCUUGUCUCCACUUGCUCUUCCAACGCCGUGCCAGAUGGAGGAAGCGGCGAAGAGGGUGAUGGCAAGGGUUUCAGAGAGGAACUUGCAGCUUUGGCGAAGGAAGUUGCGAGGUUGGAGAAUGUUCGUGUUUAUGCAGAAACAGCACUGAAACUUGAUACUUUGAUUGGUGAUAUUGAAGAUGCUGUAUCACAUACCAUGAACAAACACCUGAGGAAGACUUCUAGUCAGAAUUCAGAAGAAAUGCGUCUGGUUGCUAUAAACACGCUAAAAACAACAGAAGGACUAUUGACCUCAAUUACAAAGACACAACCUCAGUGGAAGCGUCUUCUAUCAGCAGCUGAUCAUAGAGUAGAUCGAGCUCUAGCUAUCUUAAGACCCCAGGCAAUUGCUGAUCAUCGAGCACUUCUUGCUUCCCUUGGAUGGCCCCCACCUCUUUCUUCUUUGGCUUCUGCAAAUCAAGGACUGAAUCCUCUACUGCGUAUGCAAGCAGAUGUUAGACUCAAUUACUCUAGAAAUUUUCUUGCUUUGUGCAACCUACAAGAGUUGCAAAGGCAAAGAAAAUGUAGGCAGCUUGACGGCCAUGAUAGGGAGGUUGCUCUGCUACAACCACUUUGGGUAAUUGAAGAGCUUGCGAAUCCCUUGUCAUUGGCUUCCCAGCGACAUUUCUCAAAAUGGAUUGAUAAACCAGAAUUUAUAUUCACGCUUGUAUAUAAGAUCACAAGCGAUUAUGUUGAUUCAAUGGAUGAAAUGUUGCAGCCUUUGAUUGAUGAAGCAAAAGUAGUUGGCUAUAGUUGCAGAGAAGAAUGGAUUUCAGCAAUGGUUACUUCCUUAUCAACAUACUUGGCAAAAGAAAUUUUCCCUAGUUAUAUUAGUCAACUAGAAGAGGAGAGUGUUACAGGUAUUCAAUCAUCUGCUAGAAUAUCAUGGCUGCAUCUGAUUGACCUGAUGAUAGCUUUCGAUAAAAAGAUCAAGUCUUUGGUGGAGCGUUCUGGAAUUUUGCUAUAUUUUGAUGGCAAUGGUAUGUUGCAGAGGAUUUCUUCACUGUCUGUAUUUUGUGAUAGACCAGACUGGCUUGACCUGUGGGCAGAAAUAGAGCUAGGUGAUGCCCUUGAUAAGCUUAAACCUGAGAUUGAAGAUGAGAAUAAUUGGAGAAAGAAAGUUGAAGCUGCAGUUCUCUCAUCAUGUAUUGAUGAUCUCAAGUCUCCCCUAAUUUCCAGUGCAUUUCUUCGCCAUCUAUCAGCUGUUAUUGAACGAUGUAGAUCAUUACCAAGUGUUACUCUGAGGUCCAAAUUUCUCAGAUUAGCAGGUGUACCUAUUAUAAGAAAAUUUUUUGAUUCCAUACUUGUCCGUUGCCAAGAAGCUGAAGGACUAACUGCCUUAACUGAUGAUGAUGCUGUAAUUAAAGUAGCAGUUUCCAACAAUGCUGCCCAUUACUUUGAAUCUGCAUUAAGGGAAUGGUCUGAGGAUGUCUUUUUCCUUGAGAUGGAUCUGGAUCUGGAUGAUAAAGCAGAGUUGCCAAGUAAUGCAGAUAGAAAUGGCGAAGUUUCUGGUAGGGUUAUCUUGGAUGACGAGAUCAAGAAGUUGGAAGAUUUUAGAACAGAAUGGGUUGAAAGGAUAUCUCUAGUUAUUUUGAGAGGUUUUGAUGCUCGAUCUCGAGAUUACAUUAAGAACAAGAGGCAAUGGCAAAAGGUUGAAGAAGGGUGGACUGUGUCCAAGACACUGAUCGAUGCCCUAGAUUAUUUGCAAAGCAAAAUGUCAGUUGUAGAAGAAGCUUUGAAUAGUAGGGAUUUUGUUGGGGUAUGGAGAAGUUUGGCAGCUGGAAUUGAUCAAUUGAUUUUUAAUGGUAUUCUUAUAAGUAGUGUAAAAUUUCAUAAUGGUGGUGUUGAAAGAUUCAGCAGCGAUAUGGAUGUUUUAUUUGGGGUAUUUAGGACUUGGUGUUUGAGACCAGAAGGUUUUUUCCCAAAAUCAAGUGAAGGUCUUAAGUUGUUGAAGUUAAAUGAAAACCGAGUGCAAGAAUGUCUUGCUGGGGGGAAGAGAUGGUUGAAGGAAAAUGGGAUCAGGCAUCUGACUGUAACCGAAGCAGAAAAGGUUGUGAAGAAUAGGGUGUUCUCAAAUUGAAGCUUUUUUGCUUUGCUUUAUGAUAUUUUAAAACUUUUUGAAAAAAAUUCUCAUAUUGUUAAAACUGACAUUGAAAGAAAAUUGAUUCUGUAAA